UUUAUUUGGUCGAGUAUACGAACGAAGUUGCUCGUAUAGGUAAUACACAAGAAUUAUUAUCAACACCGACUGAUAACUUGAAUUUUGCAAUACUAAUCUAGAAGACUUAAAAUUAUGUGUUGUGUAGUUGUAAUAAUUGUGUUAUUAUAAUCGUUCAUACAGUACAUAUAGAUCGUUUUGAAAAUGAUGUUCCUUACCGAUAUAGUUCAAUAUUAAUUAAUUUCUUACAAACAUUUUUAAGUUUUUAAUAAACAUAACAGUGAGAUAAUAUAUUAUAUAAGUACAAGUUUGUAGAAUAUUGUUUAGUGAUGUUUACAUGAUUUAUAUAAUAUAUUAUAAAGUUUCGCUUCAAUAUUAAUUCAUCAUUAGCUAUGAAGGUUACGUAUUCCUGGUUCAUAUAUUCAUGUUUAAUUUUUGGAACACAUGUGUUUUGUGAUAGAAUACUUGAAAAACGACAAACUGUUUCAUCAUGCAAAAUCAGAGACCAAUACAAAUGUAUAUCUGGCCAAUGUAUUGAUAAAACAUCAAUUUGUGAUGGAACUCGAGAUUGUAAUGAUGGGUCUGAUGAAACUUUGGCAUUAUGUAAUACAGUUCGGUGUCAAAAUUAUACAUUCCGGUGUAAAUAUGGGGCUUGUGUAAAUACAGAAAGUAAAUGUGAUGGUGUAAGACAGUGUGCUGAUGGAUCUGAUGAAGAAAAUUGUCCUGGUCCUAUUUCUUUAUCUGCAGAUCCAUUAACACUAAAACUUAGUAAUACAACACAAAUAACGACGGAGUCAAAUAAAAAGAAAUCAUGCAUUUUACCAAGCCUUGAAGGAGUUAUAUAUUCUUACGAAGGUUCAGAUGACAUUUUAUCUCACGGGACAUUGAUUAAACACAAUGGCACUGUUAUCGAGAACUGUCAAGUUGGAUAUCAUAAGGCUCACCACAAUAGUUUUAGGGUUUGUCAGGGAAAUGGAAAAUGGAUAUCUAAAUCUGAUAAAUUAUGUUUCAAAUGCGGUAGAUCGUAUAUCGGACACCAAUUAUUGAUCGAUAAUGGUAAAACAGCACAAGUUGGAACAGCACCUUGGAAUGUAGGAGUAUAUCGAUUUAAUAAAGAGAAUUCUAAGUAUGACUUGAUAUGCGGAGGAUCACUUAUUGCUGAAAAUAUAGUCGUUUCUGCAUCACAUUGUUUUUGGCAAAAUGGUAUGCUAUCUAAUAGAAUAUCAAUAAACAAUGGUCUAUAUAGAAUUGCUGUUGGGAAAUAUUAUAGAAAUUACACAGUUAUUGACAAUGAUUUUACUCAAAUAAUGGAUGUGGAAACAAUUUAUCUGAAAGAAGACUAUUUGGGAUAUAAUCGGUACUAUUCUGAUGAUAUAUCUGUUAUCGUGUUAUCAAACAAAGUUAAUAUUAGUGAUGCUGUUGCACCAGUUUGUGUUGAUUGGAAUGGUAGAUAUAAUGUAACAAAUGGAGCUCAAGGAAAGAUUGUUGGUUGGGGAAAUACAGAAAAAGACAUACCAAGUCCAGUUUUAUUAGAAGCAACUUUACCGUACAUUGAUUAUAAUUCUUGUCGAAGCAUGUAUACCAAUGACUUUCAAAAGUUUGUGACUUUUGAUAAAUUUUGUGCUGGAUCUAUAUCAGGACCAGGAGUUCGUCAAGGUGACAGUGGUGCAGGCUUGACGUUUUUACAUUCUGAUUUUUAUUAUUUAACCGGAAUAGUGAGUCUCAAGGAUCCAAAUUCAAAUACUUCAAUUGCAGUUUUUACAAAUGUUAGCUCCCACAUUAAAUGGCUUCGUGAAACGUAUAAAAAAUAUACAUCUUAUGACACUGAUAAUAUGCUGGUUAUGAAUAAUGCAUGUGUUUUACCAAGUGCGGAAGGGAUUAUAUAUGCUUAUGAAGGAUCAGAUAAAAUAUUAACUCAUGGCACAUUAAUUAAUCCUCUUCGUAUUGUAACUGAGAACUGUGAAGUGGGAUAUCAUAAGGCUUAUCCAAAUGGUUUUAGGGUUUGUCAGGAAAAUGGAGAAUGGAAAUUGAAUUCUGAGAAUUUGUGUUUCAAAACGUGUCCACCUCUAUUAUCAGAUAGUUUAGAUAUUAAAUGUACUCUAAAUGGUAACUAUGCUAAUUGUUCAAAUCCGUCUAUACCCGGUACAAUUGCAAACCAAUCAUGUAAGUCAACUCAUAGACUACUAAAUGGACAAGAAGGAAUUCCAAUUGAAUUACGUUGUCAGUCUAAUGGAACAUGGAAUAAUAACCUAUAUAAAUGCACCCCAUAUUGCGGUAAACCAUACGCCAGCCAUCAGUUAUUGAUCGAUAAUGGUGCUACAGCGCAAGUAGGUACAGCACCUUGGAAUGUUGGAAUAUAUCUAUCUAAUGAAUAUGAUUCUAAGUAUUCCUUGAAAUGCGGAGGAUCAAUAAUUGCUCCAAAUAUUGUCGUUUCUGCGGCUCAUUGUUUUUAUAGAAAAAAAAUGCUCUCCAAUAUAUCAUCGAUAAACGAUGGUUCAUACAAAGUUACCGUUGGAAAAUAUACUAGUGAUUACACUGUUAUUGACAAUGAAUUCACUCAAAUAAUGGAUGUGAAAAUAAUUUAUAUGAAAGAAGGUUAUUAUGGAAAUGACGGAUUUCAUGCUGAAGAUAUAGCUGUUGUCGUGUUGAAAAACAAAGUUCUUAUUAGUGCUGGUGUUGCACCAGUUUGUGUUGAUUGGAAUAGUAGAUAUAAUGUACCAAAUGGAGCCCAAGGAAAGUUUGUUGGUUGGGGAUAUACAGAAAAAAAAAAAAAAGUUAGCCCCGUUUUAUUAGAAGCAACUUUAUCGUACAUCGAUCAUAAUUCUUGUCGAAUCAUGUAUACAAAUGGAUUUCGAACGUAUGUGACUCCUGAUAAGUUCUGUGCCGGAUCUGAAUUAGAACAAACACCUCGUGAAGGCGACGGUGGUGCAGGUUUAACGUUUUUACAUUCUGAUUUUCAUUAUUUAACUGGUGUACUGAGUGUCAAGGAUGUAACUACAAACAAUUCAGUUACAGUUUUUACAGAUGUUAAAUACCACAUUCAAUGGAUUCGUGAACUGUAUAACAAAUAUGCUUCUUAAACAAGCGAUAACAUAAUUAUAUUUAAGCCCAAUAGCAUAAUACUUAAAUAACAAAUUCUAUGUCUAAUUAAAAUUAAAAUUGUUAUGAAUAUAUUUUUACUGUUACAUAACAAUUUUUAACAAAUUCAUUUUGAACAAAUGUUCAUCAAAAUUAAAUUUAAUACGACAUUAUUAUUAUAGGUAAUACAUAAGCAUUAUAUAAUUAAUUUACAAUUGUACGUAUCAGUUAUAUUAAAUUUGGUGUUUAAAAUGGUCGAGAAAUGAGAUUAAAGUGCAGUUAUUGUACGGAAAUUGUAACAAAAAUAGGUUUUGAACUUCGUAGAGAUGCUAUAGCCAUUAGCCAUAGUAUUUACUAUUAUACAUUUAUACUAUUUAAUUUUAAAUAUAAAUUGCGUUUGUAUAAUAUAAUCAAAUAUAUAAGCACUGUAUUAUUUAUAAUUAUACAAAAUAAAAUUUCUACGAAUUAUGUA
Messenger RNA from Rhopalosiphum padi (bird cherry-oat aphid), 3529 nucleotides. Its product is annotated as modular serine protease-like. The record is from RefSeq and is a predicted model, not a curated record. The transcript has 17 exons. NCBI's taxonomy places the organism in Eukaryota, Metazoa, Arthropoda, Insecta, Hemiptera, Aphididae. Bases 372 to 3059 code for a protein of 895 amino acids. Gene Ontology annotation, molecular function: serine-type endopeptidase activity; protein binding. Gene Ontology annotation, biological process: proteolysis.